AAUAAAUAAAAACAAAAACAAAAAAUAAAAACAAAAACAAAAAAUAAAUACAAAAAAUAAAAAUAAAAACAAAAACCAUCUGUGCCGGUGGAAGUGAAGCGAGUUCGGCUAUCGCCCUGUGUUCGAAUCGACGUUAUCACAACAGCAGUAUCGGAAACAGCACCAGCCAGCCACAACGACGAAAAGAGGAAUCGAUUGGACUAUCUAUCUGCUGAAAUCAUGAGCAACACGAUGGCAGCCGCCCACGAGCCGACGAUCCACUACCUGGACAGUGUACUCAACGAGGAGGAGAAGCGUUGCGAGUACGGCCACCAGUGGCGCAACUUCUCCAUCUCCCGAUCCGGACGCUUCCGCUCGAAGAACAAGAAGCGAGACGCUGUGGACGGCAAGCUCUUUGACGCAGGAUCAGGAUCGGGAACAGGAACAGGAACCCCGAAGGACAGUGAAAAGGUCUCCAGUCGCACUGCGUCCAAGUCCGGCGCCCCUUCGACGUCGAACCCGGGCACCCAGGCGAGAAGCCAACGUGACCAAGUGGAGAGCUAUAAAAGUUUUUACGAAACGAAUUUAUAGAUAAUGGGCGCCUUGUCAAGCAGUCCGGCUGUAUUGAAUAAGCACUACUUUCCUUACAAUGUACACAACUAUCAUGCAUAUGUACAUAUAUAGCUUAGCAUGACGCUUUAUUUUAUCAGAUUGAGUGGACAAGAAAGAGAAAGGGUGGGGCAGUGAAAGGACUUAUUGCACUACGUGCUGGCAAUGCAGCGCAGGGAAGACGAGACACUUUGAGCGGCUUGAUUAGCCUUGAUUUAAUGUUUAGUAAGGCAUACAUACUUUGCACACCAUCACUUUCUCUCUCUUUAUGCUUAGAUCAAUUGUACUUAAGUCAAAUUAUUUCAUACUGCAUUCUGGCUUGUUUAGAGUGUUAAAGUAUUAAAACGUGAUAAUUGCACUAAUUAAUAUGCAUAUAUUUUUUAAUGUAUAGCUAUAGAGAUGUACGCCUAACUUUAGUGAAAAUGAUUAUAUUUAAAUCAGACCAAUAAAGAACCAGGUUCGGUUUAA
Molecule: messenger RNA, 1056 nt
Organism: Drosophila elegans
Lineage: Eukaryota; Metazoa; Arthropoda; Insecta; Diptera; Drosophilidae
Exons: 2
Coding region: 220-570 (116 amino acids)
Source: RefSeq, a predicted model, not a curated record